GGAGCCGAGCCCGGCACCGACACACCGGAAUAACGGGCUGUAAACAAACAGCUAAAGGACGAGGCUAAUGCUAACGGUGCUAUUAGAAGGCAUGGCUCAGAUGAGGAAGCUGGCAUGCGACAGCAACAGGGCGAACGCCCGGGGCGAGCCACUGGUGUCGGCCAGACAGGAGAUCCUCACCAGCCUGGUGUCUGCCCUGGACUCAGUGUGCAUGGCGAUGUCUAAGCUCAACGCUGAGGUGGCGUGUGUCACCGUACACGAGGACAGUGUGAUUGCCGUGGGCACAGAAAAGGGCAGAGUGUUCCUCAACUCCAGGAGGGAAAUCCAAACAGACUUCUACAAGUUCUGCCGGGCGCCAUGUCUGCCAAGUUUGACCACAUCGAAUGCCCAUACCAAAGACCAGGACGGCGAUCUCAGCAAAUUGAGUAAAGACGGUGAACACGGGAAACCAAGAGCUCCGUCAGACGCUCAGUCCAACAUCUUUGUUCUGAGGAAGAUGGUGGAGGAAGUCUUCACUGUACUUUACAGUGAAGCCGUGGGAAAGAGCAGCCUGGUCCCUGUGCCUUAUGAGUGGAUCCAGAAGGACCCCGGCUGUGUGGUGGCCCAUGGUUUGCCUGAAGGAGUCACCCUGAAGAAGCCGUCUGAGUAUGACAUCAAGACACUGAUGAAGAUUCUGGAGCAGAGCCACCGGAUCCAGUUCACGGUAAAACGGCCAGCAGAAGAUUUGUCCCGAGAAGCCAAGUCCAGCACCGAUGUCAAUCACAACACUUCCACUGCCGCCAUCAUGACGCCAAGCAGCCACGGCGCAGGGAAGACCACCCCCCAGGUAGCCCCGUCAUCAAGUCCCGCCACUUCCAGCAACUCUGUCCUGUCAGACUUCCUGUACGGCAUGCCCAUGUCCUCCAAACCUCACCCAGACAGCAAGCUGGACUUCAAACCCUUGUCCCUCCUCAACCUGGGCAAGGACAGACUGGCCAACUGGACAGCGGGGUCGGACAAGAACGUGUCUGGCAAGGACGGCGCUAACAAUGAUGAGACAACAAGACUACCUGGUGAACAAGGCCAGAGUCCUCCUGGAGUCCACAUCUCCAAGAGGCUGCUCUUCUCUAUUGUGCAUGAAAAAUCAGAAAAAUGGGACUCGUUCAUUCGGGAAACCGAAGACAUCAACACGCUGCGGGAAUGCGUUCAGAUUCUGUUCAACAGUCGAUACGCUGAGGCCCUGGGUCUAGAUCACAUGGUGCCUGUCCCCUACCGCAAAAUAGCCUGCGACCCAGGUGCCGUGGAAAUCAUAGGCAUCCCCGACCAGAUCCCCUUUAAGAGACCCUGCACCUACGGAGUCCCCAAGCUCAAACGCAUCCUGGACGAGCGCCACGGAAUCCGCUUCAUAGUCAAACGAAUGUUUGAUGAAAGGAUUUUCACUGCUGCUGGCAAGAUCGCGAGGGAGGAGGGAAAGCACGACCUGGGCGCCGCACAUGAAGACGGCUUCGCUGACAAUCUGAGCAUCCCGCCCGCCACCGCAGAGCUGGUCAGCAACCCGCUCAGCAGCAGGUCGACAAGUGCGUGUGUGAGUCCCCUGGCUGACUGUGAAGCAGGCCCUUCAGGAGAUUGCAUUCCUCUGAAAAGGAUUAAAACGGAGCCUCCAGAUGGGGAAAUAAUUCAAGUUACAGUGCCAGAUGCUGGUACGAGUGGGGAGGAGCCCAGCGAGCCUGUGGCCGAGCCUGUCGCAGCAGCAGCAGCAGCAGCAGCAGCAGCGUGUCCAGCCACAGCCUCGCCCUCCGCUCACCCGCCCCCCCCUGCUCCCGCAGCUCCCCAUCACCCGCUGGAAAAUAACACAGGUAACUUCGGCCACGUCGGCCCCCAACUCCAUUUCAUCCACAUCCUUCUCACCCGCAGCCCCUGGAAUGCCAGCUCACUGUGCCGCCCAGCGUCCACCACUGACACCUCACCACACUCUGGCCCCCUGUAG
Molecule: messenger RNA, 1966 nt
Organism: Paralichthys olivaceus (Japanese flounder)
Lineage: Eukaryota; Metazoa; Chordata; Actinopteri; Pleuronectiformes; Paralichthyidae
Source: RefSeq, a predicted model, not a curated record